AGCUUCAAGCUUUGAACUUCCAGUGAAGAAGAAAGAGGAAAUAGCUUCACUUUGCUGGCCCAGAAGCUGGCAGGAGAACCAGUCCAACCAGAACCAAACAUGGAGACGCAGCAUUCAGCUUCUAUUCAGUUUCUUUAAGGCUAAAAACCCAGCUGGUUAGAGUUUGAUUAAUAAAUGGAACACUGUUCCACAUAUCUGAUGGUUUUGGUAAUGUUGACAGAUUAUAAAGUUUGUUAUUCAUAAUUAAUUUCUGUUUGAUGUUUUUAGGAUGUGAAACAUUUUGAUCUGCUGUGUUUUUGACAUGCAGAGGUGACAUGUCCCUCGGCUGCUGUCUCUGUCUCAGCUUCCUGUUCAGGCAUCAGAUGAUGUCAUCAGGUGAUGUCAUCAGGUGAUGCUCAGUAACAUCAGCAGCAGGAAGUGAUGAAGUUGAAGGCAUCACUGUUGAUCAGAUUAACAUUCAGACGUUCAUCCUUCCAGACAUGAGAACUCCGUCUGUCUGCUUGGCGAUUGGUGAGUCCCACUCUGCACACCUUCACCACCACCACCAUCUUCAUCAUCAUCAUCAUCAUCAUCAUCAUUAUCACCACCAUCAUCAGCUCCAGGUUCUCUGUCCGCUCCAGGCUUCAAAGCGGUCAGAGAUCUGAGCAUUUAUCAUUAUAAUGUUUUUAUGGUUCUGUAUAUUUGAUGGUUUAAAUCAGAACCCAAAUCCUUACUGCAGACUUGUGGCCCUCAGUCCAGAUCUUGAUCCAGAAAACAGAUAUGGAUCCAUUCUGGGUUUUCAGGUCUGAAGAGCCAAAGCUCCAUCAGUUUGGUUUGAACUGCUAAAGAUGUGACAACGAUCUGUUGAUGGGCUUUAACUUGGCUAGACAACUGCAGGUUACAGGUCAAGUGAGCGGGCUGCUAAUUUUGGGUUAGCUUUGCAUACUAAUAGUUCACCAGGAAAAGAAAGAUGGAGGAUUAAAACCGUCAGACUGUCGGUUUAUGGUUCACUGCUGAUGGAUUUAUGUAUUCUACGUCCAACAAUACUAACUGGGUCAGGUACUGUUGGAUCUGGCUCUGUUCAGCUCAGUGGAAACUUCUGAUUCAGAUCAAAGAAAUGAAGAAGAAAACUUGCGCAGUGACCUGUUUUAAUCACCAUGGAAACCACUGCUGGACGUCCAUCUUGUCCUCCGUUAUCUGAUGGUGGUUUGAUUUCUGCUGAUCGCAGCUUUUUCACCGAGAUGUCUGAUCUGAAUCGGACCUGCACCAGAUUCUGGUUUCCGGUCCCUCAACGACUGCAAGAUUCUGAAGGUCCUGAAAGGUUCUGAAAGGUUCUGGAACAAACUUUGAGGUCUUCUGCUGACGGUUGGACCGACCGUCUCUGCAGUGUCUUUGAGGGUGAGUCCAGACCUGCAGCAGUUCUUCAGGGACCAGUCGGUGAAUCUCAGCUGUGAAGACCCGUUAGACUCUGUUGGUUUGGUGGUGAAGAAGAAGAAGAUGACAGGAGGUCCAUCAGCGUCCUGCGGUGUGGACUUUGGGAGGUUGUCUUCUCCUUCCUCCUGUUGUCUUUGGGCUCACCAGGACUUCUCUGGGUCGUACUGGUGUGAGACCAGAACCGGAGUCUGGAGCGACCGGGUCAACAUCACAGCCUCAGAUAAACGUCUGAUCCUGCAGAUCCCUGCACUUCCUGUAGGAACAGGAUGUGAUGUCACUCUGAACUGCACAGGAAAGAACCAACGCGCCGUCGCUGCGUACUUCUUCUUCAAUGGGCAUCUGGUUGGUUCUGAUCUCAGAGAGAACCUUGUCCUCCAGAACCUCCAACCGUCUGAUGAAGGUUCCUACUGGUGCUCUACUGAUGAGUUUGGGUCGUCCCUUAAGAGCCUGCUGAGGGUCAGAGGUUCUCCAACCCCAAAUACCUUUUGGUCCUCUCCUGCCGUCCACCAGUCCUCCCUGUCUCCUCCAUCCAACUCCUCCAUCUUCAUCCCAGUCCUAUCAACAGCAGGUUCUCUAGUUUCUCUGGUUCUGGUCAUUUUGCUGAUUCUGCUGUUUCUGCUGGUUCUGGUGGUGUCUCUGGGUCCAUGGAAACAUCAGGAAGGCAGGAACCAGCAAUGUCUUCCAGGUGGCGCCACCUCCACCCAGGUCGUCUUCAGACCUUCAGCCAAUGGGAUUCCAUUCAGACGUUCACAUGACUGUCCCGUCCAAUCAGAGAUGACCUCCUGCAGAUACAGCUGCAGUCCCUCUGGUGAAGCUCAGGUGUUUGGUUCCUCAGGUUUUCAUAUCUAAUAAUAAAUCUGUUCUGAUAUCCAUCCAGAGAUGUUUCUGGAUGGUUUAUAAACCAGUUUAAGACUCGUUUACUGAUUGAAUGAACACAAAGAAAUAAAAGAAAAAUGAAUGAAAA
Molecule: messenger RNA, 2377 nt
Organism: Xiphophorus hellerii (green swordtail)
Lineage: Eukaryota; Metazoa; Chordata; Actinopteri; Cyprinodontiformes; Poeciliidae
Product: low affinity immunoglobulin gamma Fc region receptor II-a-like
Exons: 6
Coding region: 1477-2262 (261 amino acids)
Biological process (GO): cell surface receptor signaling pathway; immune response
Cellular component (GO): external side of plasma membrane
Molecular function (GO): transmembrane signaling receptor activity
Source: RefSeq, a predicted model, not a curated record